Messenger RNA from Alexandromys fortis (reed vole), 1861 nucleotides. It is a transcript of the gene Tmem69, whose product is annotated as transmembrane protein 69. Bases 1026 to 1775 code for a protein of 249 amino acids. The transcript has 4 exons. The record is from RefSeq and is a predicted model, not a curated record. NCBI's taxonomy places the organism in Eukaryota, Metazoa, Chordata, Mammalia, Rodentia, Cricetidae.
GCCUGUUCUUUUGGCUGGCUGACGGCAGAUGGGAGGCACGAAAUCGCACAGUGGAUAAGUUUUUUAAAAAAAUUACUUCCUGGAUGACAUCCAAGGCCCUUAACGCCACACCUUAAUUCAGUGUGCAUUUUGCGCCUAGGCCUCUCUUCUUCUUAGUAAUAGUAAAGAGAGUGGAAGUAAACACAGUAAUAAAGGACUCAAAUGCAAAAAAGGAAGACUUUUUUUUUUUCAUUUCUGGAAAGCCCCGUUGUUCUUCGCAAAGUUAAGCGUUCCAAGCCAGCAGAGUAACACACUAAUAUCUUGUCUUUAAAAAAAAAAAAAAUUCCGUGGAUACUAAUUGGUCUAACUCGAAGUCUCCUCCUACCUCCUUCCGCUACCAUUAAUGGGAUUGUUUCAGAACUUGUACCCUACCUUCCUGAACUGCUAGAUACAUUACGAAUCCUGGAAUAGAGACUAGUAAAGUACCUUGAAGUCAACACCAAUUAGAAUUAAAUUUUAAACUAAUCCCCGGGGCUGCAGGCUGCUCAGUGAUUAAAGGCGCUUACUGCUCUUACAGAGAAUUCCAGUUGAGCUUCCAGCAACUGUAUCGUAGGAGAUCCGCACCUCUGAUCUUAGUGGGCACAUGCACUCAAGUACACGAACACACCCAAAUAUAAAAAUAAUAUAAUAUAAUUGAGGGAGGGAAGCGCCCCCAAACGGAAAGAGGAGAGUUGGAACUUGCUGUAGUAAGUUCCCACCCGGACACAUUUUUCUGAUCUCAGGAAGUGGGGUUGUGUAAUUCCAGUGGCCGGAAGUUCUCUUUCUGGUUGAAUUUGUUGUUCAGAUCUUCCGCCGCGUGAUGGUGGCAAAUUGGGCUUUCUGUCCUUAAUUCGCAUGACCUGACGACUCUAGGCUUCAGCCUAACACUUUCUUUAAAUAUUUCCCAAUUGGAAAACAACGUGGUACAGCUGUUACGAAGUUCUAAAAGCUGCAAACUAUAUUAAUCAGCACUGCAUCUUCUGGAACAAGACUGAAUAGAGACCAGUAUGCUUCACUUCAUCCAGAAAUUUUCUGGAGCCUCUUCAAAGCUGCUGAAGUACCCUUUUACAGUGAGAUUCAGAGCCAGCAGAAUAGAUGUACUUUCUCCCAAGACAUCGUUUCAGCAGAACCUUUCCCCUUUGUCGCCAAGGCUUUCGACAUCAUUUCAAGUGUGUAUGAACAACAUACAAUGCUAUCAUGCAUCACCAUGCAACUUUAAAAGACAGCAGAAGGAAGCAGUUGUUCCCUCCAGGACACCAAGCAGCAUCACUUACCUACCUGAUAGCCCAAAGCCAGCAUUAUACAUAAGUCUGGUGGGGUUAGUCCCCUUUAUUGCUCCACCACUCACCAUGGUCAUAACAAAGUCUUAUAUCCCCAUAUUAGCGUUUACUCAGAUGGCUUAUGGAGCCACUUUCCUAGCUUUCUUGGGAGGGGUUAGAUGGGGCUUUGCCCUGCCAGAAAGCAGUCCAGCCAAACCAGACUACAUUAACUUAGCUAGUAGUAUGAGUCCUCUUCUGUUUUCAUGGGCAGCUGUCCUCUUUUCUGAAAGACUCAGUGAAGCCAUUGUCACAGUAAUAAUGGGUUUAGGUAUAGCAUUACACAAUGAACUUUUCCUUUUGCCACAUUAUCCCAACUGGUUCAAAGCCUUGAGGAUAGUAAGUACUUUAGUGGCUUUUUUCUCAUUUGUAGUCACUUUAAUACUUAAAAGUAUUUAUCCAGAAAAAGGGCCCAAAAGUUUUGUUGAAGUAGAAAAAUAAAACCACUUUGCUGUGGAAUAAUCCUUCUGUUCUGUGCACUGUGAAGACAUGUUGCUCUCCUUGUUAAUAAAGAGCUGAUUGGCUGA